GUGAAGGUCAGUUGACACUCGUUAUGCUCAGUAUGCUUAUUGUAAUGCUUUAUGCAAUUUUUAUUUCAAAUCCAAAACCAAAGUUGAAAAUCACAAAAUUUAUGACUGGGAGCCGAACGAGUCUAGUAUAGAGAUAAACAAAACAACCGGAACAAAUAUUCAGAUAUAUCUGGAAGAGCCAUAGCUCUUAACCAGCCUUUUGUAGUAGAUAAUUUGUAUAAAAGGGAGUAAUUGUAUUAGAGUGGACAGAUUUCAUGUUUUUGACAAAUGUAACAAAAUCCAACAAGUUAAUCUGCCUAUAAACGACGAUAACUCGUCUGUAUGGAUAUAUGGAGACUAUGCCUUUAACAAUGGAUGAGUUGCUGGGAUCUGUUUCGCGUGUUCGACAAAGUCGGAAAUGGGCUAUUCUUCUUUAUUCUGGAGGUAAAUUCGCUGGUGGCAUUUUUGAUGGAACAAACGAGAUUGUUCAUAAAACUUUGCGCAACUAUACAGUACGCGCUAAACAAGGUGGUGGUCAAUCAUCUUAUGAUUCACAAUGUGGUGGUCUUGGCGGAGUGAAAUCAGCUGGUGCUAAUCUUCGACGUCAUGGUGAAGCAACUAUUCGUAAUGAAAUAAGUGAUCUUUUACAUAACAAAUGGCGUGUUCUGUUACAAUCUUGCCAGCUGAUAUUUUUGUGGUCUCCCAAAGUACAUCGAAGUAUAUUUUUUAAUCCACCUGUAUCAUCCUCAUCUGUGCCAUCUAAUCAUAAAUUUACCGGUGAUAAUUUGAAUGAAUCAACUGACUAUUCUUCGAUUAAUUCCAGUUAUCGAAUUUCCUCACCUCUUGUCCCAGAUUCAUUAGCUUCAAAAGCUUGUGACUGUCGACUUGGAAUGACAAUAGAUGAUCCAAGAUUACGCAGAAUACCUUGUCGUAGUAAACAUAUCACAUAUUUACACGUAAAAGAAUUACACAAAGAAUUGUCAACUUUUGAUGUUUAUGAUCCUGAUGCUAAUCUGGAGUUUCUCAGUAAAUCAGGUCGAAAUCAAUGGCGCAAAUUAUCUGAAAGCGGUGAUGAAACUUUGUUAGAAACUAAAAGUGGUCGAUUAAUUUACGGUCCACUUAGCCUACUGGAAACUAGUCCUAAAAAGAAUUUAUUGUCAUCAAGUUCAGAUAAUUCUGAUUUGUCAGAUUGUGUCAGUUCACAAGACGAUACUGAUGAUGAUAGCAAUGAUGAUCGAGUGGAGCAGAUUAUGAACUCAGAAGAUAAUAUUAGGAAAACCACAGAAACUGUCAGGAAGACGAAACCAAACAGUCAAUCUUCAUUGCUUUCGACUUCCAACGAUUCUGAAAGUAAUGAUGUCAAAGCAGUGACUGAUAAUUUCGAAGAUUUAUAUUUCACCUAUCAAAGUUGGCAUAGACGUUUACGUGUAGCAAUUGCUUCUGGAGAUUUGGUUAUUUUACGAUCUUUAUUACCAAUGGAUAUUUCCAAUAUAACUCAAAGCGAUAAUUUAAAUGAAUUGGAGGAAACAGUUCAUAAUUCAACUGCUCCUUUGAAUACUACUACCACUACUGCUGCUACUACGGCUAAUCUGCUGACCACUACUAAUACAUCCCCUAUUGAGUGUACUUCACCUGGAUCAUCAACUGUACCACCAUAUCGUGUUUGUUUAAAAUUAAUUAAUCAUCCAUUAACUGAUGGACGAAGACUUUUACAUGUAGCUGUAGAAUUUCAAAGUGAUCCUGAACUAAUUCGUUUAUUACUUGAAUGUGGAUGUGAUCCAGCAUUUAGUGAUGGGGAUGGUAUAACACCUUAUCAAUUAGCUACACGAUUGCAUAAAAAAUCAAUAGCUAAUGUGUUUCGACGUUUCCGAUUUCAUCAUCCGAAUCGUUAUGAUUAUGAAAAAGCUAAAAUACCUGCUCCAUUGGAUCCAUCAAAAGAGGCUGCCAAACUUGAACGUGAUCGUGAACGCACAAAACGACAAAAACAACGACAAAAAGAAAAACGUACUGCAGAACGUGCAGCUAUUGAACAACAAAAGAAAGAUGCUGAAGAACAAGCACGUUUUUUAGCCUUAUCCGAUCGCGAAAAAGUGAAUAUUGUUUAUACUUGAUAAUGAUAGUAAUAAUUUGAAAUGUAAAUUAUCGGAUGAUAACUUAGUGAUUUAAAGACUAAGUGCUCU
Schistosoma curassoni is the source of this 2159-nucleotide messenger RNA. NCBI's taxonomy places the organism in Eukaryota, Metazoa, Platyhelminthes, Trematoda, Strigeidida, Schistosomatidae. The record is from the annotation of a GenBank genome assembly.